Benincasa hispida (wax gourd) is the source of this 2133-nucleotide messenger RNA. It is a transcript of the gene DEG8, whose product is annotated as Trypsin family protein with PDZ domain-containing protein. Gene Ontology annotation, molecular function: serine-type endopeptidase activity; protein binding. Lineage: Eukaryota; Viridiplantae; Streptophyta; Magnoliopsida; Cucurbitales; Cucurbitaceae. Gene Ontology annotation, biological process: proteolysis. The record is from RefSeq and is a predicted model, not a curated record.
GCGAAAAGAGAAUUGGUUGAUCUUUGAUGGUUGGUUAUGGACCAUGUAAGCUUGACAGUUCCAUAGAGCUUCCAUGGACGAAGAGGAUAUAUAAACUAUAUACGCAGUGUAUCUCAAAAACCCUCUUCUCAGAAAGAGCCUUCCAUUACUGAGUGGAGCUGUUGCCAAACCUAGUGCCCAUUUGCUCUCUAAUCUCUUCUCUUUCAAUUGGGUUGUUGGGUAACACUUCCAGUUAUCGCCUCUCUCAGUUUUCCUAUCUCAUUGUCUCUGAUUUUGCUGCAUCUGUUGAGAUUUCAUCUUCAGAAAUGCAAGUUCUGGCAUGUAAUACUCCGCAACUGCGAAUGGUGGCAAAAUCUGGUGUUUCGACUUCGACCCAUUUCUUGGGAAGGAGAGAACUGUGCUUUGAUAGUGUGUCUUCUGUAUGCUCUUCUUCCCAGCCCUCUACUUCAAAUCCCAGCAUUUCCGAAUUCAUUUCCAUUAGAAGGAGUGCUGAUGAUGACUCUGGGGAUCUUGCUUCUGUAGUGAGCAGAAAAUUUCUCUUCACAACUCGUCGGCGGACGUUAUUUGCUAGUUUGUUUCUGAGUUUGUGGCCUUAUCCUUCUAGUGUAUUUACAGCUCAAGCUUUGGGCGAUCCAUCUGUAACCAUAGAUGAAGUAACUCCCACUAUUUCACCUUCUGGAACCCUUUUCCCUACAGAGGAAAGAAUUGUCGAAUUGUUUGAGAAAAAUACAUACUCCGUUGUCAACAUUUUCGACGUGACUUUGCGUCCUCAACUCAACGUAACUGGUAUGGUUGAGAUUCCUGAAGGAAAUGGGUCCGGAGUAGUGUGGGAUGAUCAAGGACAUAUAGUAACAAAUUAUCAUGUAAUUGCAAGUACCCUUGCAAGAAAUCCGAGCGCUGGGCAGGUUGUUGCACGAGUUAAUAUUCUAGCAUCUGAUGGGAUACAAAAGAAUUUUGAAGGCAAGCUUGUUGGUGCAGACCGCACGAAGGAUCUUGCUGUUCUGAAGGUGGAUGCCUCAAACGAUUUAUUGAGGCCAAUCAAGGUGGGGAAGUCAUCUUCUCUUAAAGUGGGACAACAGUGCUUGGCAAUUGGAAAUCCAUUUGGUUUUGAUCAUACUCUCACAGUUGGAGUCAUUAGUGGACUAAAUCGCGACAUUUUUAGUCAGACUGGUGUCACCAUCGGGGGUGGAAUUCAAACAGACGCAGCUAUCAAUCCUGGGAAUAGUGGAGGUCCUCUACUUGAUUCGAAAGGAAACUUAGUUGGCAUCAAUACUGCUAUUUUUACUCAAACAGGAACAUCAGCUGGUGUCGGUUUUGCAAUCCCAUCUUCAACUGUAAUCAAGAUUGUACCUCAGUUGAUCCAAUUUGGUAGAGUCGUGCGGGCUGGCAUAAAUGUAGAUUUUGCUCCUGACCUAAUCGCAAAUCAACUCAACGUUCGUGAUGGAGCUCUAAUUCUGCAGGUUCAUGCAAAUAGUCCUGCAGCCGAAGCCGGACUUUUGCCCACCACCAGAGGUUUUGCAGGUAAUAUAGUACUUGGGGAUAUCAUUGCUGCCAUCGAUAAUAAGCCGGUAAAGAAUAAAGCAGAAUUGUACAAGUUAUUGGAUGAGUACAACGCAGGAGACAAAGUUAUUUUGAAGAUAAAGAGAGGAGGGCAAACUUUGGACCUGCCAUUGAUAUUAGAAGAAAGUCGGUAGAAAAUUCUUCAAUAACACGAUAACUCUUUUGACAUUCUACUCAGAUCAAAUGAAGAAGAAGAUUAAACGGAGCAAUGGAAGCAAAGCAAAGCUUGAGCAAGCCUGAAAUGUGGUGAGUUCUCAUGGGGGUGGAUUCAACUUUUGAACGUGAUGCCUUGAUGGUAAGGGAGAGAUGGAAGAAUCAAAUUUGAACGUGAUGCCUUGAUGGUAAGGGAGAGAUGGAAGAAUCAAAUAUUAGCUUUUGUUAGAAUUGAUGUAAAUGUUUAUGUAAAGAUUAACUGUCACUGAUUAAUCCGAUUCCCAUGAUGGAUUCAAUUCAAGAGUCGAUAUGUGCUUCUGUAAUCUUGCUUAACUACUUCAUCUGCCCUGUUUUUGCUCUUUAUCUGCUCUGUUUGUUGUUCUGGAAUUAUUACAUGAAUAUCAUUUGUAAAGUGCUCAA